Messenger RNA from Schistosoma guineensis, 1048 nucleotides. NCBI's taxonomy places the organism in Eukaryota, Metazoa, Platyhelminthes, Trematoda, Strigeidida, Schistosomatidae. The record is from the annotation of a GenBank genome assembly.
UGUGCACCGCCUGUUUUAACUUGUUGCGCCUCUUCGAUAUGAUUUGUCCUGGUUCUGUAAAGUCAUCAGUCAUUUAGGUCCUUAAUAUAUGGAUAAUUCGGAAGAGGAUCCCGAUCUUUUAAACGAAGAGACAUUCGACUGUGCAGAGAUAGGUGACUGGGAGAACGAACAUGAUCAAUUUGUGCAGAAUUUUCAUAAAGUUUCCGAGGAAUCUCCAACUGCUGAUGAACUACCAAAGUUCUGGAAUGACACUGGUGGUCUUUCGUUCUUAUGGCAAACGAAUGACCUCGGUUGUGGUGUGACUGUGGAUGAUGGGGGCGAAAAAGUUGUCGAUGUUGAGGAAACAAUUCAAAAGCUAGUAUUAGAUGAGACCUUUGAGGAUCCUGCUAUCCUAGAUAUAUCCAGGAAGGUUUCUUACCAACAGCUCAACGAAGACUCAUUUCAGCAUCUGAGAAACACACCUGCAUAUCCGACUGCUCCUACUGACAUACUUGAUAGGACUCGUGAUAUCUGGAGCAUUGAUGGUAGUUAUGAGGUUGGAUAUGGAAGUGGCAAGAUCAGCACAGCGUCCGAUUGUAAUAUGAAGUCGAAAAACGUAAUCGAUAUACUCCGAUCAUUAAAUGUUUACCCUCCACCAUCUGUCAAGACUGUAUCUAUACCACCAGAAGCUUCUACAGAAAAUUACUUGUCACGUAAGGUAGCUACAGAAUCUCAAACAAGGGAAGUCGGUACUGAAUUAUUCCCCAAAGCUUCUCAAUCUUCAAGAAACCUCCAAAAUAUUGUACCAGUUAGUCAGCAUAAAUUGUAUCCUAGCCCUGUGUUUUCUUCUGGGAAUCGCUUCUGCCAGUCACAAGCAGUUCAAAAUUCUCUAUCUGUCCAUCAGAAUGGAAUACAUACCAAUCAUUUACGCGCUAACCCCUUUUCAUUGGAUAUUUUGAAGGGACAGUUUCCCACUGAUGCCAGUGUUUUCCCCACGUUACCGGCAAUGCAGUCUGUAUUUAAAAAUUUACAUCCCUCAAAGUUGGAUUACUCACAAAUUCAUGGGUAA